This is a messenger RNA of Fusarium oxysporum Fo47, 3123 nucleotides long. RefSeq lists its product as uncharacterized. Gene Ontology annotation, molecular function: oxidoreductase activity, acting on the CH-OH group of donors, NAD or NADP as acceptor. The record is from RefSeq and is a predicted model, not a curated record. The coding region runs from base 1 to 3123 and encodes 1040 amino acids. NCBI's taxonomy places the organism in Eukaryota, Fungi, Ascomycota, Sordariomycetes, Hypocreales, Nectriaceae. The transcript has 9 exons.
AUGUCAACGGGCCAGAAGCUUUUGGUUGUCCUUACAUCGCAAGAUGUCCUUCCCACACGGGCCAACAUGAAAACGGGAUGGUAUCUUCCUGAGCUAGUUCACCCAUACAACGACUUGGAUGGCCACGUAGAACUCGUUGUGGCUUCACCUAAGGGAGGGGAAGCUCCUGUUGAUCCCUAUUCCAUCGAGGAUUCUAAGAAUGAUGAAGCUUCUCAGAGGUUUUUUAAAGAAAAAGGGCAUGUCUGGAAGAAUACGCAGAAGCUCGAAAGCUUCCUUGGCAAAUCUGCCGAGUACGUCGGAAUAUUUUUCGUUGGAGGUCAUGGACCCAUGUUCGAUCUCGCCGUAGACCCCACGUCUCACGCUCUGAUUCGUGAAUUUUACGAAUCCAACAAGUUGGUCUCUGCUGUUUGCCACGGGCCAGCUGCUCUGGUCAACGUCAAGCUGUCAGACGGAACCUACAUGGUUCAGGGACAGACCGUCACGGGAUUCUCCAAUGCCGAAGAGGAUGCGUACAAAUUCACGGACGCAAUGCCGUUCUUGCUCGAAGACAAGCUGAAGGAACAUGGCGGGCAGUAUGAGAAGGCGGAUCAGCUCUUUGGCGUCAAGGUGGUUACCAGCGGUAAGAGCAAGAACUUGAUUACUGGUCAGAAUCCUCCCAGCGCUGGAGUCAUUGGCAAGGUUUUGUUGCAGGCUAUUCAGAAGGGCAUGAUUCAGGCUGCGAUUCGUAAAACUGCUAUGUCACUAAGCUACGUCGCUGAUGCGGGCCGUGUUCAAGCAAACACCCGCAUUUGGUGCGUCCAGCAGAUUCAAAAGUACCCAAGCAUGACCAACAUUGAUACGAGACUUCUGGCUGUAAGGUCUGUACCAGAGUGGCUGACAUCUGACUCUAAGUGCGACCUAAAACCGGAAUCCUGUGGCCAAUGUCGCCGAGCCAACAUCUCAUGCCAUGGCUACCGUAAUGUCAAGGACUUGGCGUUCCGUGACCAGACACGUGUAGCCAGGCAAAAGGUGGUGGCCCGCCAAGGAUAUGCCUAUCAGCUCAUUACUUUCCCUUCGCCGAUGCUAGACCUAAAUCUGGACGUCGAGGCGCGGUGCAGAGAUACGUUUUUCCUGCUUGUGAACGCAGUCAGCCUUGCGUUCUCGGCAGUACAGUUCGACAGCCGAGAACUAAUCAGUACCGCCUUCAACAGAUACUCGGCUGCCAUAGGGAAUCUGAGACAUUCACUAUGCGAGCCGAACGUGUUUAUCGGUGAUGAAAUUCUGCAGUCAAUACUGCUUCUUGAUCUAUUUGAAAAGCUAGCAGCACCGAGCCUUGGCAUGCCAGGGCCUUCAAUGACCCACAUUCGAGGGGCAAUGUCAAUCAUCGAGUCGCGGGGAAAGUUGAACUUUGCAAGUGCUUUAUCAACUCAAAUCGCCAGAAACAUUCUAUCGCACUUUGUAAUUAGUUGUGGAAUAACCAAAACUUCUAUCCUUGACUCGCAAGUCGCCGUCUGGAAGGAUCUUUCAGGACUGAUCAUGGAUAGUAAAUGGGAUUAUAUGAGAAUCCUAGUGGAUAUUGUCAACUUGAGGGCCAUGUUGACCAAGGGAAUAAUGGUUGAUCACAGCAAGAUGAAUGGAAGGGUGUUCGACAUAAAAUGCAGGCUUGAAUACCUUGCAGAUUCAUUGGAAAGGUCUUGCGGGCCUGUUGUCGUCCUCUUAGGCGAUUGGCAAGCCUUGGACGGAGAAUACGAUGUCUACCCGAACCACUUUACAAUGCAACUGCAUAACGCUGUCCGGAUGAUGCGUUUAGAGAUGGAAGGAUUGAUAAGGGAUAGAUGCCACGAGCAAAACGGUGAUGCGAUCAACAAGAUCGCGAAGCAAAUAUGUCGCUCUGUUACGCACUGCAUCAUGCCACAAGCCCGGUCAGAGAAUUCUGAGCCUUUCACGCCGAUGCAGAAGCUGGAGUGCAGGAUACUGAUGGCACCUCUCUACCAAGCUGCUCAGCUGACAACAGACAAUUGCGUGCAGGAAUGGAUUUGGAGAAUACUAGAGUACAUGGCAGCGAAGGCUUUAAGUCCAACCAAUACGAGUAUUCGUAAACAAGCCUGCCCGGAUACCACCAAAGAAAUCGGGCCGAGGUUAACGCGCAGUGUAGGUGGCACAGGCUUCGUCGCUGGACAUGUGAUUGAUGUCCUCCUUAAGCGUGGCCAUAGCGUCGUGACUACUGUUCGCUCAGAGCAAAAGGCCCAGUCAAUCCGCAAUGAGUUCCAAGGCGUUGGUGAAGAGAAGCUUGACUUUGCUAUCGUCCCUGAUAUUGCUGCCAAGGAUGCCUUCCAAGGCUUGGGCGCAUAUGGCCUCGAAGCGGCCAUUCACGUCGCCAGUCCCUUCCACUACAAUAUCACAGACGCCAAAAAGGAUUUGAUCGAUCCAGCCGUCCUUGGCACAACUUCAGUACUUGAUGCACUCCACAAGACUUGCCCCACUGUUCGACGAGUUGCGUUGACGUCAUCCUUUGCUGCGAUCCUGGACCCUAAGCUAUCCUUCACAGGUGCAAAAAAGACCUACACUGAGGCCGAUUGGAGUCCUCUUACUAUGGAAGAUGCUUACUCCAACCCGGGGCUUGCCUACGCUGCAUCCAAAGCAUUUGCUGAGAAGGCUGCUUGGGAUUAUAUGGCCGACAAGAAACCCGACUUCUCUCUUACAACAAUCUGUCCUCCGAUGGUCUACGGUCCAGUGAAGUACCCAGUCAAGUCCCUCGACUCCGUCAACACAUCCAACCAGCUCCUGGCUGAUAUCAUCAAUGGGAAGCAUAAAAGCGGUCUUCCUCCAACUCAGCUUCCUCUCUUUGUUGAUGUCCGCGAUGCGGCAUUGGCCCAUGUCAAGGCUGUAGAGACGGAAGAGGCAGCGGAUAAGCGCAUCUUUGUCACUGCCGGGUACUACAGUAACCAGGAGUUAUAUGAAAUCCUGUACGAGAACUUCCCAGAUUUGCGGGACAGGCUGCCGGACGAGGCCAAUAAAGGAGGCGACCCAAACCCAGCUCUAGAUUCCUUUGGCUAUGAUGUCACUCGGGCAAACACAAUUCUUGGAAUCGAUUGGAUACCGUAUAAGAAGACAGUCAUUGAUUCAGCCAAGUCUCUUCUCUGA